GCGGGAAAACCCUCUCAAGUCACGUGGCUUUUGACAACGCGGUAGAUUUCUGUGUGUCUGUAGUUUGGUUUACAAAUACAUUCACUAGUGCCUUCGUUGACCGUAAGAAGUAAACAUGGGGAAAGUCAACACGAUAUUUUCUUACUUUUCAAAGACACCCAAGAAGACUACCGAGAAUCAAGUGCUUUCUCCGAAGACUCCGAGUAAUUCAGGUAGCAAUAGCAAUCUACAAGCAACAUCUAACAACACCACACCAACUAGUAGUAAAAAGACGAAUGAGAAAAAUGGCGAAAUUACUCCUGAAUUUGAAGUUGGUGAUAUUGUAUGGUCAAAGCUUGAAGGUUAUCCAUGGUGGCCUAGCAUUGUAUGCAACCACCCAACUUCUAAGGUUCACAUCAAGAAAGGCAAAGUGACGGAGAUUCAUGUUCAAUUCUUUGAUGACCCAAUUUCUAGAGCAUGGGUUAAAGCCAGAUUUGUGAAGCCAUUUACUGGGGCUGAUGCCAAAGAAGCUAAAACUGGUGGCCAGUUUUUCUCAAUGGAUAUGUCUCAAAGGAAAGCAACCAAUGAUGCUGACAAGGCAGUGAAAAUGACAAAAGAAGAUAGACUUGGGCUUAUUACUGAACUUCAGCCAUCUGAAGAUGAAUUUGAAAUGGACGACUUAGAUGAUAUUUUUGAUGAAGAAAUGGAAGAAGGUGAUUCAGAAAAGAGCAAGGAAAAUUUGGAUGUAUCUAAUACAGUGAAAGAAAAGAGUUCUAAGUCCAAGGAAGAUGAAAGCAAAAGUUCAAAACCACCCAAACGUAAUGCAAACAAACGACGCAGAAUUAUUGUAGAACCAGACAGUGGUGAUUCCAGUGAUGAUUACAAAGCUUCCUCUGGUUCUGAGAGCAACUCAGAUAGUGUAAGCAGUGGAGUUGAUGAGGAUAAAUUAUCUGAAACAGGGUCAGAACCUGAGGCGUCACCUGUCAAGAAAGCAUCUCGGAAAAGAAAACUGCCUGGUUCUACUCCUACAAGUGUUCAGAAGUCUUUAUCUUCAAGUUCAGUUACUCCAGAACGUUCUCCUUUUGUUGGAUCUAUAAGCUCAGCUACAAAAUCUAAACUGUCUCUUUUCUCAGCUCCUGAUUCUUCUUCUCCUUCAGCUGGAGACAAAAUGGAACCAUCAACAUAUAUGCAUAUGACCUUGGACUUCUUGAAACCAGACAAGUUGAAGGACAAAAACGGACGCCUGAAAACUCAUCCAGAUUAUGACAGCCGUACUCUGUAUGUUCCAGACUCUUUCAAGAGUAAAGUUACUCCUGCUAUGCGGCAGUGGUGGGAGAUGAAAUCAAAUCAUUUUGAUACUAUCCUGUUUUUCAAGGUUGGAAAAUUUUAUGAACUCUUCCACAUGGAUGCUGUGAUUGCAGUUGCUGAGUUAGGUUUAAUCUACAUGAAGGGUGAUUAUGCACAUUCUGGUUUCCCUGAAAUUGCUUAUGGAAGAUAUGCAGACCUUCUUGUCCAGAAGGGUUACAAAGUGGCACGUGUGGAGCAAACGGAGACACCAGAUAUGAUGAAUGAAAGAGUCAAGAAAAUGCAUUCAGUUACUAAAUUUGACAAAGUAAUGAAGCGUGAGAUCUGCAGAAUCACAACCAAAGGUACAAAGACCUACAGUUAUAUGGAAGGUGACUGCUGUGAGUCUGCUAAUUCCUACUUGAUGGCUGUUACUGAAAAGGAAGAAAAUGAUGGAUGUUUUACUUAUGGUGUCUGUUUUGUGGACACCUCCAUUGGGAAAUUUCAUAUUGGUCAAUUUUUGGAUGACCGACACAAUUCUAGAUUCCGCACACUUUUGAUGCACCAUACUCCUGCUCAGAUUCUUUAUGAGCGUGGUAAAGUCUACCCAAAGACAAUGCAGAUAAUCAACAAUCUUCCUGGAAAUGUCAUCAAAGAAGGAUUAAACCCUGGAACAGAAUUUUGGCAAAGUUCCAAAACUUUAAAAACCCUCUCAGAAUGCAAUUAUUUUGUUGAUGAAGAAUCCAAAGAGACUGUGUGGCCAGCUGCCUUGAAGAAAAUGUUGUCUGAUAGUGAUGCAUUGAAUUCUAGUGCUGCAGAUGGUUUUGUCUUGGCAGUAUCAGCUCUUGGUGCCAUCUUAUGGUAUUUGAAACACACUUUAGUGGAUGAAGAAUUGCUGUCUAUGAAGAAUUUUGAAGAAUAUGUCCCUCUUGAUAAAAAUAAUUCUGUAUCAGUUCCAAACAGUUCCGUGGCCAGGAAUUUUUCUGGAAAACGUCAUAUGGUCCUGGAUGAUGUCACUUUGUGUAACUUGGACAUCACAGAAAAUGGUUUGAAUGGUUCGAGAGAAGGAACUCUUUUAGAAAAACUGGAUCACUGCAACACGCCAUUUGGGAAACGUCUAUUCCGAACAUGGCUUUGUGCACCCUUGUGUAACCCAAAAUCUAUCAAUGACCGUUUGGAUAGUCUUGAAGAUCUGAUGAACAUUCCAGAUGUAAGUGCUGAGACAAGGGAACUACUGAAGAAACUCCCAGAUUUGGAAAGAAUUUUGAGCAGAAUUCAUGCUCUUGGAUUAUCUAAUCGGAGUAAUGAACACCCUGAUAACCGUGCAAUUCUCUAUGAAAGUCUCACAUACAGUAAACGGAAAAUCGAAGAUUUCAUUUCUGCUUUGGAAGGAUUUAAAGUUGCUCAAAAAAUAAUAAAACCGUUUCAGGAUAAAGUUGAUGGUUUCAAAUCUAUUCUGUUGAGAAAAACAGUUACUGUGAAAAGUUCAUCAUCUUCUGGUUGUUUCCCUGAUAUGGCAGAAAAACUAAAAUAUUUUGAUAAUGGGUUUGAUCACAACAAAGCUAAGAAAGAUGGGGUCAUAGUUCCUAACAAAGGAGUUGAUUCUGAUUAUGAUGGUGCUGUAAAAGAUAUCAAAGAAACUACCAAUGCAUUAGAUCGAUAUUUAGACCAACAAAGACAGUUGAUGUGUUGUAAAUCUAUGGUAUAUUGGGGUACUGGUAAGAACCGUUAUCAAAUGGAAGUGCCUGAAAAUAUGUGUAAGAAAGUACCAAAUCAGUAUGAGCUAAUGUCUUCCAAGAAAGGAUGGAAACGGUACCGUACAAAAGAGAUUGAGAGAAUGUUAGCUGAAAUGACUGAUGCUGAAGAUAGACAGUCUGCAGCUUUGAAGGAUACCAUGCGGCGAAUAUUUCAUCAAUUUGAUACGGAUUAUCAGAUGUGGGACCAAGCUGUCCAGUGUUUAGCUGUUCUUGAUGUUCUCCUCUGUUUGGCUGAAUACAGUCGCUGUGGCGAAGGAGCCAUUUGCAGACCAGAAAUUGUUUUGCCUGAGGCAGAUUCCAAACCAUUCCUUUUGAUACGUGAUGGACGUCAUCCUUGCAUAGGACGGUCGUCUGCUGCUGAAGACUUUAUUCCCAAUGAUAUGAUGAUUGGAGUAAAAGAUAACAUAGAAACUGAAGACCCCACCACUGAUAGUCAAGUAGUAUUGGUAACUGGUCCCAAUAUGGGUGGGAAAUCUACACUGAUGCGUCAAGUUGGAUUAAUUGUUGUCAUGGCUCAGAUGGGUUGUUAUGUGCCAGCUGAGAAAUGUCGGAUAACUCCAGUAGAUCGAGUGUUUACUCGUUUAGGUGCCAACGACAGAAUUAUGGCAGGUGAAAGUACUUUCUUUGUGGAACUUAGUGAAACUGCUUCAAUCCUACAACACGCAACAGAGAAUUCACUAGUAUUGUUGGAUGAACUUGGCAGAGGAACUGCAACCUAUGACGGUACUGCUAUUGCAGCUGCUGUAGUGGAGGAAAUCUCGAAGACUAUCAAUUGCAGGACACUAUUCUCAACUCAUUACCAUUCUUUGACUGACAUGUUUUCAAGUGAUCCCAAUGUUCGGCUUGGACAUAUGGCAUGUAUGGUAGAAAACGAGAGUGAAGAUGAUCCAACCCAGGAAACUAUAACAUUCUUGUACAAGUUUGUAAAAGGGGCAUGUCCUAAAAGCUAUGGCUUCAAUGCUGCACGACUGGCCAGUAUUCCCAAUGAGAUCAUAACCAAUGGUGUGAAAAAAGCCAAAGAAUUAGAGAAUAAGACCCAACGCAUUCAUUUGAUCAGAGAUCUAUGGAAAUUUGAUGCAAAAAAUCCGACAGAACUGAAACAGAUGGUGCAAGCAAUUGGCUGAUUACUAUACUUCUCUUUUAUUGUUUUAAACCUGUACACAAUUUUUGGCAAAAAAAAAAUAAAUGAUAAACAAAUUUA
This is a messenger RNA of Octopus bimaculoides (California two-spot octopus), 4221 nucleotides long. RefSeq names its product DNA mismatch repair protein Msh6. Gene Ontology annotation, molecular function: mismatched DNA binding; ATP binding; ATP-dependent DNA damage sensor activity. The record is from RefSeq and is a predicted model, not a curated record. Gene Ontology annotation, cellular component: MutSalpha complex; nucleus. Gene Ontology annotation, biological process: mismatch repair. NCBI's taxonomy places the organism in Eukaryota, Metazoa, Mollusca, Cephalopoda, Octopoda, Octopodidae.